Molecule: messenger RNA, 1170 nt
Organism: Schistocerca gregaria
Lineage: Eukaryota; Metazoa; Arthropoda; Insecta; Orthoptera; Acrididae
Product: DNA replication licensing factor mcm-5-like
Exons: 2
Coding region: 1-1170 (389 amino acids)
Biological process (GO): DNA replication; DNA replication initiation; double-strand break repair via break-induced replication
Cellular component (GO): nucleus; MCM complex
Molecular function (GO): ATP binding; 3'-5' DNA helicase activity; DNA replication origin binding
Source: RefSeq, a predicted model, not a curated record
AUGCACGACUUGCUGGACGAGGAACUCCCAAUCGACCAAGUUCACGACAUCCAGGCCAUACUCGUGGGCAACAUGACCCCCGUUUCCUUGAGGCAGCUUUCGUCCGCGAACAUUUCCAAGUUGGUCUGCGUUUCGGGCAUUGUGGUGUCGUCGAGCAGAAUUCAGGCCAAGGCUUCGCUGAUCAGAGCGCAGUGUCGAUAUUGCGGAGAUGUCCAAACUCUUCCCGUGCCGACAGGGUUCGGACACGUGGAGCUGCCCAGAACUUGCAAGGCGUCCGAUUCGAAGGGCCCGGACGAGGCGAAGUGCCCCGCCACUCCGUACGUGAUCCAGCCGGAAAUGACCAAGUACAUCGAUUUGCAGAUAUUGAAGUUGCAAGAGACUCCGGAGAAGAUCCCGAGCGGAGAAAUGCCGAGACACGCGCAGCUUGUGGCUGAGAGGGCGUUGGUCGGGCGAGUCGUUCCGGGAAUGAGAGUCGUUCUGGUCGGCGUUUCCUCGCUUUACAUGAGCUACAGAAACGACCAAGGAGUGAAAGAAACGUCUGUUCGAUAUCCCUACAUCAAAGUGCUCGGAUUCACCGUCGACGCAGAAGGAGUCGGUCGGACUAGCAACCGAUUCACCGAAGAAGAAGUGACGGAAUUCAAGGCAAUGGCCAAACGACCAGAUAUCUAUCCCUUCAUCGUAUCCAAAAUCGCGCCCGUUAUUUACGGACACGACGACAUCAAGAGGGCCCUUGCGUGUCAAAUGUUCGGCGGGUGCAGAAAAAUCUUCCCGGACGGAAUGAAAUUAAGAGGCGACAUCAACAUUCUGCUUCUCGGCGAUCCGGGAACAGCCAAGUCUCAACUCCUCAAAUUCGUGGAACGCGCCGCUCCUAUCGGCGUCUACACCUCUGGAAAGGGAUCCAGCGCCGCCGGCCUUACAGCAUCCGUCAUAAGAGACCCUAAAUCCAGAGAAUUCUAUCUGGAAGGCGGCGCAAUGGUCCUCGCAGACGGCGGCAUCGUUUGCAUCGACGAAUUCGACAAGAUGCGACAACAAGAUCGCGUCGCUAUUCACGAAGCCAUGGAGCAACAAACCAUCUCGAUUGCUAAAGCGGGCAUCACCACCGUCCUAAACGCCAGAUCCGCCACACUCGCGACGAAGCCCGCGACUUCAAACUAUCUAAACACGUCGUAG